Molecule: messenger RNA, 5213 nt
Organism: Hydractinia symbiolongicarpus
Lineage: Eukaryota; Metazoa; Cnidaria; Hydrozoa; Anthoathecata; Hydractiniidae
Product: mucin-17-like
Exons: 15
Coding region: 141-4757 (1538 amino acids)
Biological process (GO): chromatin remodeling
Cellular component (GO): CERF complex
Molecular function (GO): protein binding
Source: RefSeq, a predicted model, not a curated record
AUUCUUACGUCGCUUUGGGUGUUUUUUUUUCUUCUUUUGUAAAACCUUAACGUUUCAAAAAAGGACAAAUUUGCCCCAGUCUUUAUGUUUUGAUCUUUGUUUGCGCGGUCCAGUGGAAAGUAUGAAAGAAAAAAUUUGAGAUGGACGAAUUGAGGUCAUGGUUCGAAGUGCCUGCAAUCGCCCAUUUCUUUCACAUUUUUAGGGGCUCCUUUGACCUGACUGACUUUGAGAUUGAGGAUUUUGAGGAAACAUUAUUUUUGGAUAAUGCCGACAAUGUUUCCAGCUUCUUGCCAGACCUUGUUAUACGUUUGUUGCGUGGCAUGUAUAGAACCAAGGAUGGACUUCAAGUCACUGCGGAAAAUUACAACUAUUAUCUUCGUGAUCUUUUAAGCCAUCAUUAUGUAACAGUUCAAAAGAAAGCAAACCCGUUAGAGGAUGCAGAUUUUAAAACACUCAAAACUCGCACAAAAGUAGAGGUUUUGUUUAAUAUUUGCAAUUGGAGACUUGAAUUGCAUGAUGCUAUGGAACUAACUAAGGAUUUGGAAGCUGACGAUAUGCGCGUUACACCUGUUGGUCGUGACAGUGAAGGGAAUACAUACUGGUAUUUCUAUGGUGUGCGUUUGUACAAAGAAGCCUUUUCUGUAAAGACACAGGAUGCUGAAGGGGAAGACGGCGAAGUCACCAACAAAACAAAAAAGAAACCUCCGAAAAAAGUAAGCAAGAAGAGACGAAGUAAACACACAACUAAAAGUGGAAGGUCUGUACGUAAGCGAAAAAGAUUUAAUUACAGCUCGCAAGAAUCGGCGGAUGAAAGUGAAAAAUCUGUUGAAAUUACAGACGAUGACACAGAAGAUGUCAAACCUGAUGUUAAACCAAUAAAGUUAAACUUGUGUUCCAAUGCAUGGUCGCUUGAAUGUUCCACGCUGAGCAACUGGGACCAGUUGUUGGAGAAGCUAUCUGCUACUAAAAAUAAAACCGAGAAAGAGCUCCUAAAAAACCUUCAGCAUUUGAGAGAAGAUGUAAAAAGAAUAACAGAUGAAAGGGAAAAGGCUUACCAAAAGAAACUGUUAGCCAUGGCUCCCAGAAGAGUGUCUGAGAGAAUCACUGUGAAGAUGCAACAGAUCGAAAAAGAGCAGCGCAUUUUGGAACAAGAGCGCCUAUUAAAAAAUCAAUUAAAAGCAAAAGAAGCUGAAGAAAGGCAAAAACAACUGGAAGUAGAACGAGAGAAGGAAAGAGAGAAGCGAUACAAGGAGCGGGAAAGAAUUCAAGAAGAACGCGCUCUUCGUGUUAAACUUAGAGAAACUCAGAAGCUCGUUGCUGAUCAUCCAGAGCUUGCAGAGGAGAUAAAAGCAGUGCAGGUUGGGAAAAAGCGACGGCUGGAGAAUAGAGAGGAUUCUAAUGAUGAUGAUGAGGACGAGGAAGAUCAAUAUAAAAUAAUGGAGAGAAUUAUGGAGGUUUUGAAAAAAGAUGACGACGCGUGGCCAUUUCUUGAACCUGUAAAUGAAGAAGAUGCACCAAAUUAUUAUUCUUUGAUUGAAACUCCAAUGGAUUUUCAGAAAAUAAGUGAAAAAAUCGAAAAGAAAGAAUACAAAGAUAAACACGAGUUUGAAGAAGACGUAAUGUUAGUUUUUGACAAUUGUGAAAUGUAUAAUGGAACGUACAGCUCUUACACAAAGUUAGCUUUUGAAGUGAAGAAAAUUUUCGAGAAACUAAUGAAACGUGAAUUUCCACCAGAUGUUGAAAUUGAUGACGAUGAUUUUUUCGAAGUUGAUCAGCCAACGCCCAAACCAACAAAAUUUAAAAAGCCUAAACUAAUAACUACACCAUCAAACAUAUCAUCUACAAAUUUGUCCACGCCAUCCACGCCAAUUACACAUAAGAACACUUCGAUGUCGGAUAGUAUAACGCCAGAAUUUGCUCGGGCGCAAAUGCUUCAAGCUCAAGCUCGUAUGAGACAACUCCACCAAAGUGCUUCUCUGUUGCAAUCUACCAACAUUCGCCAUAUAAAACCGCCCAUUGCUAUGUCACCUAGGUUUGCAUUGUCAUCGGGUGCAAUAGCUAAAAUGACACCAGCUCAAAUGCAGUCACUACUGUUGAAAUAUCCGAAGUCAGAUUUUGCGCCCUCUCUGGCUAAAGGAAUCAAAGUAGCAGGUCAACAGCAUGCCCUUGCUCAGAAAGUGGUAACUUUUAAUAGCACGCCUAUUAACACUACGACGCUCAAUCCUCUACAACAGUUAGCCAACACUGCUUUGUCACCGGCUCCUAGAGCGGUUAAUACUGGUACUAGUACACCGGUACCGGCUCCCAGAACGGUUAGUAUUAGUCGCUUACCACUUCGUUUCUCGUCACCUAAUACUGUCGUGAAAACCGUUUCCAAGACGAUGAGUCCUGGCCAAGUGCUGGCUCAGUUCCCUCACAAGUUGCAACUUCCUACUGCAAGUUCUGGGCGUGAUAAGCUUGGAGGUUCCAGAGGACGUCCAAAGAAGAUUAUAGUACCGAUCGCGAGCAUGACACAAGGUGGUUUGCAGCAGGCUAGUUAUGUAUCUGGGCUAUCUGCCACUGGUGUUCCUGUCACAGUGAAGUGGGAAGACCUAAAAUUGCAAUUGAUGUCGCAAAUGAAGAAUGAUGUUACAAACAAGAACCUGCAACAGGUUCGUUUAACGCCUACUCUGCCCAGCAACAGCACGAUGCCUGGAUUGCGACCAGUAAGUGGAACCCCUGUGGUAUUGUCGCGUAUUGCAAACACUGUCACCACUGCAGGUCUUUCCGGUUUAAAGACGUUUUCCUUCUCAAACGUUCUAAAACCCAAGGAAUUUCCAUCUGCUCGAAACGCGCUGAUAAUUAAAAAAUCAACAGCUGUGCCUUCGAGCAAAUCAGUGAUCACAAGUCCACUGAAAGCUGCUUCUCCUAUUGGUUCAACGCUGGCCAAUACUUCUGGCAUGUCCAAAGUACAGGAGUGGUUGAAAUCAAGUGGUCCUUACAUUGCGAAAAACGUGUCACCUCAAAGCAACGUUUUGCCUAUAAACCACAAUACAGCAAACAUUGUUGCAACGUCCUCAUUAGGAGCGGUGGGUAUAGCAAAUCGUGGUUUAGUAUGUACCACAUCAAGCUCCUCACUGUCAACUGCAAUGAAGCUGACUCCCGUUUUAAAGCUACAACGGGAGAUUGAUGACGUUGUGGUGACAAAACCGGCCACUGCUCCCAUUCCGACUAUCAAUAAAAAUGUAGCAACAAACCUGACGACAAACAUUUUAAGUGUCCGUCAAGACGGCUGUGCCGAUAGUAAUAUGUUGGAACUCCAGAAAGCUGCAAUACAAGCGGCAGCCGUUAACCAAAUCAGUGCAAAGCUUCAAACUCAUCUCAAUGACAAGAAGCAAGCAAUGCCAUCAUCUCCUUUGAAAAUCAACUCGCAAACGCAUGGUAUUGUGAUAAGUCCAGUCAAGAUGGUGACACAAAAAACCACAAGUGGUUUAAAACCACGAGUUAAUAAUGCAGCAUUUACUAAAAUUCCUAAGGGAAGCUCCACGACAUACUUACGUGAAGGAGGUUUAGUUACUCACAAUGAAUUUCACGGUGCAGUCAUCACAAGCCCGUCUUCAGCUGCGUCGCAUGUACAACUUGUGGUUAACCCCAGCCUGUGUUCUUUGCCUACUGCCAGUUCAUCUUUAGUGCAACAAAUUAAACUUCACACCUCCAGCAAUAUGAACUCGUCUACGCCGCUUGCUUUUCCAAAGUCUGUCCCAGUAACCCCUCCUAACGUCGUGCCAGUUGCUGCUCUCUCCACGCCUUUAUCACAUCAGCUGCAGUUAAGUCAGAUGAUUCUAUCGAACGCACCGACCAUCCCUCAGACAAAUACCUCACAACCCAUCCAGUUAGUGCAGAUUCCCGACGCCGGCGGUUUGGUGACACCUUAUGUCAAACCAAGUGCCAAUCAAGUCAUUAUACAACAACCUCUUAACAACCAAGGUCAGAUAAUUCGUUACGUAAUUCCUGCCCAAGGAGCAGUGGGGACUAGUAUGUUAAAUUUAAAUCAGUCAACUGCGAACGUAAGUAUGAAUCAGGUAGGCGCUGUACAAAAUAUUAUUUUAAAGAACUCUUCCAACAAUGGUGUAACAACAGGUGCGGUUAUUCGCCAGCCAGGCAUUGCUAACCUAGUGCAAAAAAAUUUGCCAACUGUGCAGAUCACAAACACCGUAGUACCGAAAGGUCAAAUUCUGCAUCGAGCUAAAACAUUACAAGUUGUUCCCAAUUUACCUCAAGCUUAUGCAAACGUAAUUUCGAUAUCCCAACCGCAUUCCAACGUCGUCACGAUAUCACAACCACGUUCCAAUAUUACCUUGAUAUCCCAGCCACGUGCUAACGUAGUGCUACCAUCACAAGUGCCUUCAAACCCUACUGCUUUCUUUUUAAAUUCUAAUCAAUUGCAGAAGUCGCCGUUAAAUUCAGGUAAAAUUCAGACACCUAUAUCCAACUCAGUGCAAUCACAGACAACUAUACUGAACCCAGUGAACAUUAAAACUCCGGCAUCAAGUUUUGUGAAGAUUGCAAAUGGUACACCUCACAAGCCAAAUGGUGUUCCAGUAACGUCAUCGACAAACUCCACACCUGUCUCGAUUGUACAAACUCCUUUAGUAAUGAAUCCUUCACAACUGCAAAAAUUGACUGAUGAAGGGCGUAUAGUAGUGACGCCCUCUGGUCAAUUUCUUAUGAUUCCAUCAAAGGGAAUCACCAAAAUACCUGCAUCAAUUCCGAAGUGAACUGUGUCUACCCUUUCUGACUUUGUUAGAUUUGUUUUUGAUUUAUAAAGUUAGCCAAGAGCUAAAUUUCUGUUCCUAAAAAAGUUUAGUUUUCACAAUUUAACCAUAGGAUUAACAGCCUUGAUUUUUCUUUGUUGAUUUUUUUUAUGUGAAUAAUAAAAGUGUUUUGCUUUUAAGUUUUAUCUACAGUAUUCAUAGAGUAGCUUGAUAUUUCUUCUUCAAAGUUGCGAAUAGUCAAAAUCCAGAUAAAAAUUAUCCAAAAAUUUCUUCCAACAGUAAUAUCUUCCCUCGUGGUUAAAUAAAUAUUAUUGACUCUGCAGCUUGUCUUCGUUUCACUGGAAACCUUUAAAACGAUUUAGUUUUUUAUAAAUUAAUAUUUGCUUGUUACUGCCAGAAAAAAAUAAGUUAUUACAAACAAAUAUAAAUAUCUAUUUUAAAGAAAGCUAUUUAUUUCAA